CCUAUGGCAAAGCAAUAAAGAUGUGGGAGAAAAAAACACAGGUGAGGGGAAUCAGGCUGGGUGAUGCCCUUGGAGGGCAGAGAAUUUUAAUUUCUGUACUCUCAGCUGCUAGUACAUUUUCAUACAUUUGAGCCAUACUUUUACAAUAGUGAAUGGAAGAAUGCACGUUAAGCAAUAGGAUUGGAGAAAAAGAUCAGGGCUAAAUUGUUGAAAGUAAACAUUUUACAGGAAAAGGAAUCUUGGAUUUGAAGUCAGAAAACCGGAAGCAAGUUUUUGACUCAUGGCCUGUAUUUUUACACUGGCUCUACAACUUACCUGCUGUUCGGCCUGAGCAAAAACACUGACACCUUCAAUCUCCUCAACUGUAAAACAGGUAUACCACCUACCUUCCCAAAUUAUUGUGAGAAUUAAGUACCAAGCGAGCGAUUAUCAAAGGGCCGGGCACUAGUAAGCACGCAAUAAUGAUACCGGCUGCAGCUGCUAACGUCUCCGUUAGGUCUUUCUCCAUAUUUGUGAGAAGUUAAGGGCCAAGAAGAGCCUUUCUUCAAUAUCCCAUCCUGCACGGAGAAAAAUUACACUUGGUUUGCCAAGGACGAAAGGCCCCGCCCGGCACGAGCCGUACAGGUCACCUACGCAGACGGCGAUCCCGGGGCUUCCGCCGGAGCGCGGGGCCUGGAGACCGCGAAGCCCGCCAGCCGUCCCCGAGAGACGGGGUCGGAUAAGGUUGGCUUUGUGGGGCCGAGCGGAAUUUCACCGAAAACUGGUCUCCACCACCAUCCGAUUGGCCUGCAGGCCCAGCCUUGCAAAGGGUGAAGGGAGGGGAGCCGGAAGUGAUGCAAAGCCGCCAGGAACAGGAAAUGACCCUCGCGUGCCGGAAGCCGGAAGUUUAUUCGUUUCCAAGGCAACGGUCACCACCCUCUCCGACCUGGCGGCCGGAGUCGGGGACGCUGGAACGCUCCUUCGAGGAGCGGGUCCCCAUCGACGGCGGCCGCCGCCUCAGCGACUCGCGGGGAGACGCAGCCGAAGCCGGCGGCCGCGGCGCCGGCCCUCUGGGGUGGAGGACAGACGGCCGGCCCGGGCACCGCGGCGGCCAGUGUGAGGAGAGAAGGAGCGAAGACCGGGAGUUUUGUCUCAGGGAAGACACGGAAAAAAACCGCGAAGAAGACGACCGCCCCUGCAGCGUCUCCGCGGGGAGAGUGAGAGACGACGGGGGCCUCUCCGGCAAGGACCGGAGGAGGCUCCGUGAAGACCUGGGCCGCCGCCGCGGCGGUUCUGAGGAGACAGUUCGGGGUGGCGGAGGCCACGGCCACAGCGGCUUCCCCAGCACUGACGCCGGUGGUCUCUGUCAGGUCGGCGGCGCCCCGGGCAGGGACUCCGGGGGAGCCGUCGGAGAAGACCGCAGCCUCCGUGCUUGGGAGGGAGUCGGAGAAGCCCGCGGCGCCGGGACCAGCGACUCCGCCGGGGAGAGGGGCGGCGACGAGCUCGGCCGCCGCCUCGGUGGCUCCCGGCGAAGGGGGAGCGUGGACGACGGCACCAGCUUCAGCAGUUCCUGGGAAGGAGUGGGUGAAGACCGCGGCUACGCGGCCAGCGACUCCUCCGUGGUGAGCGGCGGCCAAGACGACAGCCACCGCCUUAGGGGCUCCUGGGAGGACCGCGGCGCUGGGCCCGGCGAGGACGAGGACGAGGACGGCCGCUGCAGUGACUCCUGGAGGAUAGCGAGUGAGGACCGCCGCAGCAGCCGCGGCCAGGAUUCGUCUCCUCCUCCUCCUCGGCGUCCGUGGGAUCGCACCAUGCCCGGGGUGCCCCUUUCAGACCCCUCCGCUUCCUUCACGGAGUCCGCAACCCCGUUAGGUGCCAGGAGGAAGGUGCAUUUUAGUAGCAUACAUGAUGCAGUACGCGCUGGAGAUGUAAAGCAGCUUUCAGAAAUGGUAGAACGUGGAGUCAGCAUUAAUGAAGUUGAUGUUCUCCACAAAUUUACCCCUUUACAUUGGGCAGCACAUUCGGGAAGCUUGGAGUGUCUUCAUUGGCUCCUCUGGCACGGAGCUGAUAUUACACAAGCAACUAUGAGAGGCUGGACAGCAGCUCACAUAGCUGCAAUCAGGGGUCAAGAUGCUUGUAUGCAGGCUCUCAUAAUCAACGGAGCAAAUUUGACAACUAAAGAUGAUCGUGGUUGCACUCCUUUACAUCUUGCUGCAACACAUGGACAUUCUUUCACUUUGCAAAUAAUGCUCCGGAGUGGAGUGGAUCCCAGCAUAACUGAUGUGAGAGAAUGGAAACCUGUACAUUAUGCAUCUUUUCAUGGGCGACUUGGCUGUUUGCAACUUCUAGUUAAGUGGGGAUGUGGCAUAGAAGAUGUGGACUACAAUGGAAACCUUCCAGUUCACUUAGCAGCCAUGGAAGGCCACCUUCACUGUUUUAAAUUUCUACUCAGUAGAAUGAACAAUGCAACACAAGCUUUAAAAGCCUUCAAUGACAAUGGAGAAAAUGUGCUGGACCUGGCCCAGAGGUUUUAUAAGCAGAAUAUUUUACAGUUUGUCCAGGGGUCUGAGUAUGAAAGAAAUGAUCCAAAAGAUCAGGAAAGUUUAGCAUUUCCAGGUCACGUGGCUGCCUUUAAUGGUAAUUUGGAAAUGCUUAAGAAAUUAAUAGAAGAUGGAGUAAUCAAUAUUAAUGAACGUGAUAAUAAUGGAUCAACUCCUAUGCAUAAAGCUGCUGGACAAGGUCACAUAGAAUGUUUGCAGUGGAUAAUUAAAAUGGGAGCAGACAGUAAUAUUACCAACAAAGCAGGGGAGAAACCCAGUGAUGUGGCUAAGAGGUUUGCCCAUUUAGCAGCAGUAAAGCUUUUAGAGGGGCAACAGAAAUAUGAUAUAGAUGAUUAUGAAAUUGAUGAAGAUGAUAUGAAGUGUUUUAUAAGACAUGGUGUUGAGGGAAGCACUGAUGCUAAAAAUGAUUUAUAUCUUAAUGAGUCGGAUAAAACAGAUGCCAGAAUGAGAGCUUAUAAGAAAAUUGUAGAAUUGAGACACCUCCUGGAAAUUGCUGAAAGCAACUAUAAACACUUGGGAGGGAUAACAGAAGAAGACUUAAAACAGAAGAAAGAACAGCUGGAGUCUGAAAAGACUAUCCAAGAGCUGCAGGACCAGCUGCAGUAUGAACGACUACGGAGAGAAAAGCUAGAAAGUCAGCUGGAUGAGUAUCGAGCAGCGGUGGAUCAGCUCAGGGAGAACCUGGAAGAUAUUCAGGUCCCCAGUCUCAUGGCAGUGGAAGAUGACUCUUCUAUUGAGUCAAGCAAAGAGAAGAAGCGAGUGAAGAAAAAAGUGUCUUCUAGGGGUGUUUUUGUGAGAAGGUACUAAGCAAUGAAACAAAUUUAAAUAAACUUGCUUGAUUUCUCUCUUUUAUUU
This is a messenger RNA of Pipistrellus kuhlii (Kuhl's pipistrelle), 3395 nucleotides long. It is a transcript of the gene ANKRD42, whose product is annotated as ankyrin repeat domain 42. Lineage: Eukaryota; Metazoa; Chordata; Mammalia; Chiroptera; Vespertilionidae. Gene Ontology annotation, molecular function: protein binding. The transcript has 12 exons. The record is from RefSeq and is a predicted model, not a curated record. The coding region runs from base 834 to 3347 and encodes 837 amino acids.